AGUAAUGGAGGGGUCUGGUGAUGACUGGAGAGGUGACCCUGCUGGGACAUUAUAUAGUAAUGGAGGGGUCUGGUGAUGACUGGAGAGGUUCCUAUAAGGUGUCAGGACGUGGCGGUCUAUUUCUCCAUGGAGGAGUGGGAGUAUGUAGAAGGACACAAGGAUCAGUACAAGGAUCAGGUCAUGAUGGAGGAUCAGCAGCCCCUCACAUCACCAGUCAAAUCCAGUAAGAAAACAGCACCAGAGAGGUGUCCCCGUCCUCUUGAUGAGCAGAAUAUGGAGGACAUUCCUUUAGGGAAAGGUCUGAUCUAUAUUAAUGCUACAGAUAUAAAGGAAAAAGAAGAGACGGAUGUGAGUGGUGAUGAGCAGUAUAAGGUGGACAAUGACAUUCCUACAGGGAAAGAUCUGAUCUAUAUUAAUGCUACAGACAUAAAGGAAGAAGAGACAGAUGUAAGUGGCAAUGAGCAGUAUGAGGAGAACAUUCCUACAGGAAAAUAUCUGAUCUAUAUGAACGCUACACACAUAAAGGAAGUAAAAGAGACAGAUGUAAGCGGUGAUGAGCAGUAUAAGGAGGACAUUCCUACAGGGAAAGAUCUGAUCUAUAUUAAUGCUACAGACAUAAAGGAAGAAGAAGAGACAGAUGUGAGCGGUGAUGAGCAGUAUAAGGAGGACAUUCUUACGGGUAACCACCCAGGUGAGUAAUAACCACUAAAUACAAAGAAGGGUCACAGAUUCUAUUCAGUCACAAUAAUAUUUUCGGAAAGUAUUUGUGUAACUAGAAUCUUUGGGACUUCAGGGCAAAUACUAUCCCCCUCCCCCCUAUAUUGACUCUAUAGCAGUCGACUUGAUCCCAUCACCACUACAUAGUGACUGAAUAAUACCGCCAUACUGUUUAUGAAUCAAACACAUUAUAUACAGACUAAUAUUACUCCAUAUAGCAGUAGAUACCAGCUCUCUGUCUCUCUGAAGUCGCUAU
This is a messenger RNA of Hyla sarda, 973 nucleotides long. Its product is annotated as oocyte zinc finger protein XlCOF7.1-like. NCBI's taxonomy places the organism in Eukaryota, Metazoa, Chordata, Amphibia, Anura, Hylidae. Gene Ontology annotation, biological process: regulation of DNA-templated transcription. Bases 76 to 699 code for a protein of 207 amino acids. The record is from RefSeq and is a predicted model, not a curated record. The transcript has 3 exons.